AUGUCGCUGGCGCCAGCACCAGUAGUUCCAGCGGCGACCGGCCCGGCCCACCUGUACAGCCUACACACCAGCGUAGGCUUCCAUCUGUCGACGGAGACGGCCGUGCUCGCCACACUACUCCAGCGCAGCCGCGCCCAGCACCGGUCGCAGCUCUUCCUGCGGCACCUCGUCGGCGCGGUCCGCCUGGCACGGCGCGUGGGCGCCGCCUUCGGCGCCGACGACAAGGCGGCGCUGGCCACCCUCGUGCCCGUCUUCGUAGCCAACCUCGUCAAAGCGGCCGCGGCGACGCGCCGCAUGGUGCAGCUGCACCACUUCAUGCCGCUGCAGACGGUGCUCCUCGCGUCCUAUGCGCGGCUGUACGCCGUCGCGCUGGGCCUGGGGCGCAGCGUGGGCCUGGACGACGCGGUGCUGGGUCUUGGCGGCAAGCAGACGCCCGUCCCUGCUGCUGCCGUUGUCGUGCCCGCGCUCAUUGGGGACCUCGACGUCGCCGAGCUCGGCGAGCGUGUCGAGCGCUCGGCCGCAGCGAGCCCCAAGCGUCCCCGCGAGGACGGCAGCGCGACGCCCAAGCCCAAGACUGUCGCCGACCGCGCAGAGAGCAGGGACACGACGAUCGCCUCGGCGUCGGCGUCGCCGCGCCCAGUGCUGCCCCCCAAGAAGCCCAAGCAAUCAGUCGACGGCGAGCCAAUACCCAAGAAGCCCAAGGGCGUCGCUGCCGACGACGCGCCCAAAGUCAAGAAGCCGAAGCUCGACGACAGCCUCAAGAAGCCCAAAGCCGACGAUAUGGGCGUCAAGAAGCCCAAGCCCACGGCCGUUGUCGGCGAGGACCUCGUGCCCAAGGCCAAGAAGCCAAAAGCCGAGGCUGGAGCCAAGGCGGCAGUGGGCAGCCCAAAGCCCGACAUGCCCACGCCCAAGGCCAAGAAGCCCAAACCCGACGCAGCGCCCACGCCCAAGCUCAAGACCAAGAAGAAGAAGCGCGAUGCCAUGGACGACAUCUUUGGGUUCUAAUCCCAUGGCACACGCGCGGCGCACGUACAACACUGUAGCAUCUACUGUAGCACUAUUGUAUACAACAUGGCAUCAUUUGAGCAUUAGAUGGCAGAAGGAAUGGCAAGCAAGACAAGUACAGCCAGUAGCCGGUGGGUGGUGGCUUGGGGCUUGAGUUGGGGGCUUGGUGGCGAUGAGGCCGUGUGGGGUGGGCGGGCGGUGCUCACAAGACACGGGAAUGGGUGGGUGUCGUCGAACGCCGCCUUGUUCUUGCUCAUUGUCCCACUACCCUACUCCCCCGGCACACCGACACGCAGCUCGUCCCAAGCACCGACGACCUCGGCGGCCGUGGGGCGCGUGCUCGCGACGGGAUCGAGCAUGGCGCGGAGGACGUCGCGCACGUCGUCCGGCACGCGGGUCGGCGGCGAGCCGAGGAAGAACAUGGCCGGCGCACCGUCCUCGUACGCUGCGGCGUCGGGUGGCGGCACCACGGCUACGGCGACGGGCGCGUCGAGC
This is a messenger RNA of Vanrija pseudolonga, 1500 nucleotides long. RefSeq lists its product as uncharacterized. The transcript has 2 exons. NCBI's taxonomy places the organism in Eukaryota, Fungi, Basidiomycota, Tremellomycetes, Trichosporonales, Trichosporonaceae. The coding region runs from base 1 to 1005 and encodes 334 amino acids. The record is from RefSeq and is a predicted model, not a curated record.